UUCAGUCAAUUUUUACCAGUUGUGGGAGGAGGUACUCGCCGCUUGCUCCAGUCGUUGUUUUUAACGACAAGUGUCUGAAAUUUUUGUAUAAUGUCUACUCGGACAGGAAAUUUCAAAAAUCCAUUCUCGAGACCAUGGAUGACUGAAACUGGAGCAGCGGCGGCAGCUGGAAGUGGUUCAGUGGGACUAAAAGGAGUUGUUGCUGGCGGCAUUACUGGUGGCAUUGAAAUUUGUAUAACAUUCCCAACUGAAUAUGUGAAAACUCAAUUACAAUUAGACGAAAAAGGUGGCACCAAGAAAUACACGGGUAUAUUCGACUGCGUCAACAAGACGGUGAAGGGGCAUGGCUUCUUCGGUCUCUACAGAGGUCUCAGUGUGUUGCUGUACGGUUCCAUUCCGAAGUCUGCAGUUAGAUUCGGAGUGUUCGAGCAAGCCAAACUGUACAUGAUCAACGAAAAUGGUACUCUGUCAAACUCUGGCAAGCUUAUGUGUGGUCUGGCUGCCGGUGUGGCGGAAGCGGUGUUCGCUGUGACCCCCAUGGAGACGGUUAAGGUGAAGUUCAUCAACGACAUGCGGAUGGAGAAGCCGAGGUUCAAGGGCUUCUUCCAUGGGGUCAGAACUAUUGUGAGGGAGGAAGGUGUCGGAGGUGUAUACAAAGGUGUGACGGCGACCAUCAUGAAGCAAGGCAGUAACCAAGCCAUACGGUUUUUCGUCAUGGAGUCGCUGAGAGACUGGUACAAGGGCGGCGAUAGGGAUAAACACGUGCCGAAAUACAUUGUGGGAUUGUUCGGUGGUAUUGCGGGAGCCGCAUCAGUCUUCGGUAACACGCCAAUCGACGUGGUCAAGACCCGCAUGCAAGGUCUGGAAGCCGCGAAAUACAAGAAUACAUGGGAUUGCUUCAUCAAAACGUGGAAACACGAGGGUCCCCUCGCCUUCUACAAAGGCACUGUACCUCGACUGAGCAGAGUUGUGUUCGACGUCGCAAUCACAUUCACCAUAUAUGACAGCAUCAUGGAUGUCUUUAACUACAUGUGGAAGUAACCACAGACUAUAGCAGACCAUAGAGUAAGACUUGCUUUUUUAAAAUGACGUUUCAUGUCGAAGGACCUAGUUACCUUAUGGUAAGAUUCGUUUUGUAAAUAGAAUUUUUUCUUAUAAAUUUGGUGUUACGCUAUUUCGUAGGAAAUGCAAUUUUAUUGUAAAACAAUAAUGAAAAUGUUGCGAAGUAGAAUGUCGCGUUUUUUACUAAAAGUAAUAUUUGUAUUGCGGUAUUUAGAUGUUAGGUGACAUAUUGAAAUGAAACUGUAUUUAUUAUUAUUAUUAAAACAGUUUUCAGCCACACUUGGUACAAAUAAGCGGAACUAGAUUAAGCCUAAUAUAUUUUUGUAUUAUAAACACGUGAUGGCGGUUUUACAGUGGCCGUAAGUGAAGAAACAAUCUAAAAACUUUUGCUAUGAUACAUUUUAUUUUAAUUUAUUCUUGCAAAGUACUGUCUUUCAAUAAUACAUUGUUUUACAUUUAUAAACAAUUAUGAUCAAAAGUGAGGUAUCCAUGUUACGCUGAGAUAACAUUUUUAUUGUCUGUGCCUCUAUUUUGCGGUACAGCCUACACUUUGUACUGCAGUCGUUCCUUUUUUAUAUUUAAUAUAUUAUAUACAUACUUUUGUAUUCGGGUUAUUAGCCGCAGGGUUCUUCAAAUAAUUGCAUUUCUUUUCUAUGCUUUUUCUAUGUUUUCAUCGAUAGUUAUUAUUUUAUUGUUUAAACAGAAAUAUUGUAAUGUCGGCUGUGUUUUGACGAGGUUUUAUAGAUUUUAUUUAUCAGUUUAUGUUAUUCAUAUUUUGACUUGUUUCUUUAAGAAUCUCUUUCAGUGCUCCUCGGGAGUUUUCAUUUCUUGACGAAUUUAUUUUGUAUUUGAUUUUAUACUGUGUAAAGGAAAUAUUAUUUCUUGUCUGCCUGUCUUCUAUGCAUUUUGAUAAUCAAUAUAUUUUAAGAUCUCUUAAAUCAAAAGUGAAGGAGCAUAUUCGAUAAGGUCAUGAAAUUCGUGUUUUAUGAGUCCCUUUACAUACGUUUUGAGAGAUCUUAAAUAGACAUUCCGUUUUUAUAAAGUUUAUUUAUUUAUUUUUCUAAUUUCUUUUUCGCAUUUGAUGUUAAAUGUUACAAUUAUUUAUUAUUUGUUUUGAUUUUA
Molecule: messenger RNA, 2184 nt
Organism: Zerene cesonia (dogface butterfly)
Lineage: Eukaryota; Metazoa; Arthropoda; Insecta; Lepidoptera; Pieridae
Gene: sea
Product: putative tricarboxylate transport protein, mitochondrial
Exons: 5
Coding region: 91-1041 (316 amino acids)
Biological process (GO): mitochondrial citrate transmembrane transport
Source: RefSeq, a predicted model, not a curated record